AAGAAGCCGCCGUCAUGACGUCGUUGGCCCACCAGCUGAAGAGGCUCGCGCUGCCUCAGAGCGACCCCAGCCUGCUGACGCGCCGCGAGGUCGCCUCGCUCCUCUUCGACCCCAAAGAUGCUGCGUCCAUGGACAGAAGCACCUUCUUCGCCCUCGGCUGCACGGGGCUGGAGGAGCUGCUGGGAAUCGAACCGGCCUUCCAGGAGUUCCAGGAGACCCUGUUCAGCCGGGCCUCGCUGACCCUGGAGCGCAGCGUCCAGUCCAAAGAGGUCAACAAGAAACUGGACGCCGGCAUCUCGCUCUUCCUCACCCGCCUCAGCCCGUACUUCCUCCUCAAACCGGCGCACAAGUGCAUCGAGUGGCUGGUUCACCG
Plectropomus leopardus (leopard coralgrouper) is the source of this 373-nucleotide messenger RNA. The record is from RefSeq and is a predicted model, not a curated record. NCBI's taxonomy places the organism in Eukaryota, Metazoa, Chordata, Actinopteri, Perciformes, Serranidae.